AUGGACCUAGAUUACGAUUUCGAAACUGCUGAAGCUAAAGCUGGCGCGUUUUGUGAAGCAGCGGAAGCAGUAAUCAGUAAUGUGAAGUCUAUGGAACAGACGCGAGAAGACCUGAGGCUGCUGCUCGAGAGAACAAGAACAUUCUUGAAUGAGAAAGAGAGCCUUGAGUCCGAUCUACGAAACAUCGAAGCUUUAUCAGCCAAGGCUAGAGAACUUGACAAAAACCGGGCGGCUAUGUCGCCACGAGUUCGGAGACAUGUGGACGAUUAUAAGAAAGAUAUGAAGGACCUCAAGGAAAAAAUAAGAAAGAAAGAGGCGGAACUAAGGGAGUCUUAUGAAGAAUAUGAGGAAGAGAAGGUGAGGCUUGCAACAGCGGAAAAUGCCCAGAUUGAAGAAAUGAAGAAUGCACUAGAGGCUUACCGAGGGGAGGCAACGGGACCGUUAGUCACGUGA
Messenger RNA from Didymosphaeria variabile, 453 nucleotides. RefSeq lists its product as uncharacterized. The record is from RefSeq and is a predicted model, not a curated record. The transcript is spliced from 2 exons. The coding region runs from base 1 to 453 and encodes 150 amino acids. NCBI's taxonomy places the organism in Eukaryota, Fungi, Ascomycota, Dothideomycetes, Pleosporales, Didymosphaeriaceae.